AUGUACCUCAUUAUCUUAGAAGGUCGAUUAAUGAAAUGUGCUCUACCUCAAUCUAUCAGAAGAGUCCUCGAUGUUGGCUCCGGACCUGGUGAUUGGGCUCUUGCCAUGGGUGAAGCGUACCCAAACACAGAAAUAAUAGCGACCGAUAUUAGUCUAUUCGACACUGAAUCAGUCGGCAUCUGUCCGCCGAAUGUUUCCUUCCAAAUCGACGAUGCCCAGGAGGAAUGGACCUUUCAUGAACCUUUCGAUUUUAUUCACGUUCGAGGGUUAGGCGGCGGAGUGUCCGAUUGGUCAUUCUUUUACCAGCAAACCUACCAGCACCUUGCCCCUGGCGGGCUUAUUCAGGUAGCUGACUGUGCCCUCAUUGCAAACGACUUUAGCAUGCCAAACUCUCCCCCAAAUUCAUACCUUAGCAUUUACCUGGCUGCAAUCAGCUCUGCCGCAGAAGUGGCAGGAUUCCCACGGAGCUUCGAUCAUUUCCGCCCUGCCGCACUAGAAGCAGCCGGAUUUACUGAUAUCCGUGUAUACGACACCCAUAUCCCCGUGGGCACAUGGCCUGAGGAUCCGUUGGAGAAAACCCUUGGGAAAAUGACAUUGAUCGUACUGUUUGAAGGCCUCGAGGCUUCCAGUAUGCGUCUCUUAACGAAAUAUCUUGGAUGGAGCGCAGAUGACGUUAUAGAUCUGUGUGAGAAGGUGCAAUUAGAAAUAUUGAACAGUGAGGGUAUGGGGGGAUUGGUAAAGAUACUAGUGGCAAGAAAACCGCGAUAG
This is a messenger RNA of Arthroderma uncinatum, 768 nucleotides long. RefSeq lists its product as uncharacterized. The record is from RefSeq and is a predicted model, not a curated record. NCBI's taxonomy places the organism in Eukaryota, Fungi, Ascomycota, Eurotiomycetes, Onygenales, Arthrodermataceae. The coding region runs from base 1 to 768 and encodes 255 amino acids. Gene Ontology annotation, molecular function: methyltransferase activity. The transcript has a single exon.